AGAAAAAGAGUGAAAAUUUCAAAACUUUGCAUCAGAAAUCAGAGGAAGGAGAAGAAAACACGAAAGAUGUGCGGAGAUAUUGGUUCCGCAAGGAAGAUGAGGAAUCCAUAAAGUAAGCAGGAGAAAGGGUUGGAGAAGAAAAUGGAGAAAUCAAUGGAAGGAUCCGUUGCCGCGCCGAUUAUAUUCCUUAUCGUCGUCGCCGUUCAGUACCUUUCCCGUUAUGUCGAACUCAAUACCAGUAGAGUUGCUGUAAAUGCUGAGGAGCUGAAGUUGCGUGCAGAAAUUAAGCAGCUGCAAAAGGAAGCGAAUGCCAUGUCACAGCCUUCAACAUUUGCACAAGCUGCCAAACUAAGGAGGACGGCAGCAGCCAAGGAGCAGGAGCUUGCAAAAAAUCAAGAAAAGCUCAUGAAAGAGAUGAAAUCGUCAUAUGAUAAAAACAGAAAGGCCCUAAUGGUUGUAAAGAUCUUGACUUACUUCUUGAUGAUUAUCUGGUUUUGGCGUAUCCCUGUAGCUUCCAUACCUAAGCAGCUCCUGCAACCAUUCGGUAGGAUAUUGUCUUGGCAAUCUGGAGGUCCAUCGAAUGAAAAUGUGAUGGUGGGAGUCAUUCCAUGGUUAAUAUUGUCCACUAGAGUCAGCAAACUUAUCUGCCGGAAAAUAUUCAAAUAGGAGAGUAAGGCUCUAGAUACACAUCAAUCGAAAAGAGCCAAGAUGGCCAGUCUACUGAUGUGUAUUUAUUUGAUUGCAAUUAAUAUUCACAUCGAUCUAUAGAUGAAAUUUUGUCCUGAACGAGUCGAAUAAUACUGUAUCAUUUUUGACAAGAUA
Messenger RNA from Solanum tuberosum (potato), 822 nucleotides. RefSeq lists its product as uncharacterized. The coding region runs from base 142 to 666 and encodes 174 amino acids. Gene Ontology annotation, cellular component: GET complex; membrane. Gene Ontology annotation, biological process: tail-anchored membrane protein insertion into ER membrane. The transcript is spliced from 7 exons. The record is from RefSeq and is a predicted model, not a curated record. Gene Ontology annotation, molecular function: protein-membrane adaptor activity. Lineage: Eukaryota; Viridiplantae; Streptophyta; Magnoliopsida; Solanales; Solanaceae.